Fusarium subglutinans is the source of this 1845-nucleotide messenger RNA. Its product is annotated as cysteine-rich NFX-1. NCBI's taxonomy places the organism in Eukaryota, Fungi, Ascomycota, Sordariomycetes, Hypocreales, Nectriaceae. The transcript has 3 exons. Gene Ontology annotation, molecular function: nucleic acid binding. The record is from RefSeq and is a predicted model, not a curated record. Bases 1 to 1845 code for a protein of 614 amino acids.
AUGUUCCUCACUGUGAGAGGAUUUGCGAGAAGAAGCUGGAAUGCGGUCAUCUCUGCCAAUCCUUGUGCCACACUGGGGAAUGUGACCCUUGCACCCAAACGAUGGAGAUUGACUGCCGCUGUGGCCGAGUUACGAGCGAGACGAUCUGCCAUGAGGGAAAUGUCCAACAUCCCCUAUGUUUCAAGAUAUGCCAGGCUACUCGCAACUGCGGAAGACAUCGAUGCGGAGAGCAUUGUUGCCCGGGUGAAAAGAAGGCAUCUCAGCGUAUUGCUCAGCAGAAGAAGCAACGCCUGGGCCCUGAUUCGCUACCAGUUGAGGCCGAGCAUAUCUGUGUCGCCGUCUGCGGACGACCACUUAAGUGCGGUAGUCACUUCUGCGAACAACUCUGCCACCGCGGAGCUUGCCAAAGUUGCCCCGAGGCUAUCUGGGAAGAAGUUUCGUGCAAUUGUGGCCAAACAGUCUUGCAUCCUCCACAACCAUGCGGAACGAGACAGCCAUCUUGCACUAACCAGUGCCAGCGGCAGACUGCAUGUGGACAUCCUUCUGUUGACCAUCAGUGUCAUCCUGAUGAUGUAUCCUGCCCGCCAUGCACAUACCUCGUUCAGAAGCGAUGCAUCUGUGGAAAAACGACCUUUCACAACAAGCCUUGUCAUUUGCAAGAGGCUCAUUGCGGAGAGCAAUGCGGGCAGAAACUCUCCUGCGGGCUUCAUACAUGUAAAAAGCUAUGUCAUCGCCCCGGAGAAUGCGGAGAUGCUCAGCACGGUUGCGAGCAAAUAUGCGGAAAACCCAAGCUGCUAUGUAACCACCCAUGCCAGAGCGUCUGCCAUGGACAAACUCCCUGUAAAGAAUCAACAGCUUGUCAGUACGAGCAACCCUACUCCGAGUCGACCAGAGAUUCGAUGUGAUGAGGAGUGCGAACGACUUGACCGUAACCGUCGAUUAGCCGCAGCUCUCAAUAUCGACCCUGCUUCUCACACCAACGACCAUAUUCCCUUCUCGGAUAAUACUCUGAAGCUCUAUAAACAGAUGCAAUCAUGGGGAGAUGCUCAGGAGAGCCAAUUCCGAGUCUUUGCUGCUAACAAAGACGAAGUUCGUUUACGAUAUGAGCCGAUGAAGAACCAGUCACGCCAAUUUCUUCACUUGCUCGCUGAGGACUUCGGCUUCGAGAGUAAGAGUGAGGACUACGACAUUCACCGAUCUGUUCUAGUGUGGAAAUCAGAUAAGUUUGUUUCAGCCCCGGCAAAGACACUUGCGCAGUGUGUCAAGAUCCGAGCAACCCAAGCUGCCGAAGCUGCGGCUGCGGCUGCCAUUCGACCUCCGAGCCCCCCAAUUCUCGAGACUGAGCCUUUCAAUGCUCUGGUACUUACGGAGCCUCGCUUCGGUCUGACCAUCGAGGAAGUCAAUACUGCCCUUGAACCGGAUCUCAUAUCCCUGCAAGGCUUCAGUUUCAAGGUUGAUUUUCUGAACGAUGAAGUUCUCAUCAAAGCUUCAGUCUCAUAUUCCGCAUUUCUCACACCAGCACCCAUGGAAAAGAGCCUAGAGAUUCUCAAACCUCGGAUCAAGCAGACUAUCCGCCGCGAAAAGCUCGCUGAAAGCGUCUUGCUCUGUCACGCAGACGCUACCGGUGCAAUUUCUCGGCGAGAGGUACCCCUCCGGACCGGUACUGGAGGAUGGAGUGCCAUAGCUGGACGCGCGGCUUCUAGAGCAAUGUCCUCAUCUUCUACUCCUGCACCCGAGGAGGCAAAACCCGGACGCAAACUACUUCUAGGACUCAAAAAGAAGAGGCCGCAACAGCCGGAGGCGGGAAAGGUGUGGGCCGCUCUUGAUGGUGACGUUGAAUGCUAG